Messenger RNA from Puccinia graminis f. sp. tritici CRL 75-36-700-3, 2222 nucleotides. RefSeq lists its product as uncharacterized. Lineage: Eukaryota; Fungi; Basidiomycota; Pucciniomycetes; Pucciniales; Pucciniaceae. The coding region runs from base 42 to 2156 and encodes 704 amino acids. The record is from RefSeq and is a predicted model, not a curated record. The transcript has 3 exons.
CUUUCCACAACUUACUCAACAACAGUUCUUAUUGAUUCAAGAUGGGCCGAGAAUGUGCGCGUUGUGUUGAAAAAGGACAUCGAUGCACGUGGGUCCAGUCCUACAAAGCCAGUGAAUCCAGCAAAAAAAGCCAAACUUGUGAUCGUUGCAUCAAAGAUCGAAAACGAUGCAAAGCCUUUGUGUUGUCAUCUGACGAGAUUCCCUCAGUGCAUGGAAGUCUCAACUCCUCGGACUCUGCGAAAGAAACCACCGAUGGAACUCAAAGUCCUUCUUUAGAUAGUUCGCCUAAAGCGGGUUCAUCAAACUUUCUUCCGCGACGCAGUGCCCGCAAUCAACCGGCUGAACCUACCCGUCAGGAGGCUAAAGAAGCGAGACCUUCUGGUGCCACGCAUACCCAUAUACCGGCUCCCACUGCGCGAUCCUACGCCUCCAAACGACCUGGUGAACCACUUGAACAGGAUCAAGGCCGUCAGAAGCAUCCUCGCCAAAACAGAGCUCAAACCUCACGAGCAGGCCCCCAAGCGCCAGAAUAUCAGCCAGUUCUCUCAAAGCCAGCACUAGCACAGGUGUCAAGAUCCAUUCAACCAUCUGACCAGCUAGUUGCUGGGCCCUCUAAGCUUGCAGAAAAGAAGCAACCACCACAGGGUUUGACCGAACACCACAAACCUCGACAACAUGCGCCCAAGGAUAAACCCGCACCGCCUGAGACAAAACAUCAGUCCAAAAUUCCCAAAUUGAAGAACCCUGAACCCCCUCCACAACAGCCGGCUGCGAUGCCACUUCAGCCCGAAGCUAAGAAAAAAUCACUCCAGACUCGCCGACCUACCCCGGGCCCAGGCAGAUCGUCAAAGGUUGAGACAUUGCAGCCACAAGCUCAACAGCCACUCUCUCGUGCCUAUCCGCCUGCACUCCACAGACGGGGUACGUGGCACCCAGUGGCAUCUAAAUCAUCUAUCCCAGUUCGGAGACCGCCUGCACCGGCUUCUUCCCCCGACACCAUGCCUCAUUUUGUACCUGAUUUUGUACCCGAUCUCAACUGGCUCGCUGCUCCGCCUGAACUUCCCCAUCGAUAUUCAGUUCUUCGCACGCGUCCUCGGCCUUCGGCGGCCAUUAAAUCACCUGUAGCUCCCCAGCUCCAACAACUGAGCCCGGAGCCCCUGCCUGGAACUUCUCCAUCUCCUAUCCCAGUUCGCACGCGUCCUCGGCCUUCGGCGGCCAUCAAAUCCCCUGUGGCUCCCCAGCUCCAACAACUGAGCCCAGAGCCCGUGCCUGGAACUUCUCCAUCUCCUAUCCCAGUUCGCACGCGUCCUCGGCCUUCGGCGGCCAUUAAAUCCCCUGUGGCUCCCCAGCUCAAAAAACUGAGCCCGGAGCCCCUGCCUGGAACUUCUCCAUCUCCUAUCCCAGUUCGCACGCGUCCUCGGCCUUCCGCGGCGACCAUAUUUCCAGUCGUGCCCGGGCCCCAACCACUGGCUGCGGAGCCCCAGAUUAAAUCCUCUUCAUCUCCUAGCCCUCUGCGCACAUCGCGUGGGCCUCAAUCUUUUGCUACCAUCAUUCCCCGCUUGAGCCCCCCUUCGCCUCGUCGUCCUGCUACCACCUCACCCACGCACAGCUCCCCUUUGCUUCGCUUUCGUGGUAGACCUAACCCCAACCCUGCUUCGCCUUCAAGGGGCUCAUCUCCUCCUAAAACUAGAGAUGCUACCUUUUCCAGUUCUGGCCAGUCAUCUGUUCCAAGUAGGCCAGUAUCCCAGAAUCCCCCGCGUCUUGAGACCACCAUGCCCAGAUUUUCUUCUCCAAAUCACUUGAAUAGCAACCCUGAGAACGACCGACUCAGAGAAUCCCCUGGUUUCAAUCAAGACUUCCCCCAGACAGGCCAGGCAAGAGGCGUUCAAAGAACUUCAGCAUUUGCAAACCGCUUCACCCGGCCUCGCUCCAAUGACCCAGCAGCUGGAGAGGUCAGAAGGUCCCACAGAGCUGUCCUAGACUCAAUGGUUCGAGAAGCUUAUGAAAGGACCCGUCAGAUACUUUUAUCACUCUUUGCGCUCUAUCCCGCCCAGUCUACUGAUGAGCUGGAGGAAAGAAUCUCCAGUCUUCAGCUCGUCUAUGAUGAGUUUGGCCAUCUCAUUGAAUCAUCCUAUGAUGCUUUAAUCCUUGAUUGAUGUGAUGAAAAAUAUAUGUAUACCGAUAAUUAUUUCAUUUAAAUGUACAUCAAAAACCCCUUUUUU